Lachancea nothofagi CBS 11611 is the source of this 513-nucleotide messenger RNA. Lineage: Eukaryota; Fungi; Ascomycota; Saccharomycetes; Saccharomycetales; Saccharomycetaceae. The record is from the annotation of a GenBank genome assembly.
AUGACAGAGGGUGCUUCUUUGCAGGAACAGCUGUUGGACGCUGCAAGACGCAACAACAUAGACCUUUUGGAGACUAUUUUUGAAGAGCUGGGCUCUGACGAAACCAAGAUCGCAGAACUGAUUAACUCGUCGUGUGACCCAAUGGGCAAUUCAAGCAUUCACCUGUGUUGCCAGUACGGAUCCUGGGAAGUCCUGGAUAGGAUUCUGGACCAGGAAGGCGGUAUCGAGAUUGAUUCCCGGAACAAGAUUGACGGAGACACCCCACUCCAUGCAGCAGUCCGGUACGCCUUGACAGAGCCCGAACACGGCAUUUUCAUUGCACAAAACCUUGUGGAGGUCGGUGCUGACCCUAGGCUUCUAAACAAGGCAGGCCAGAAACCACUAGAUCUCGUGCACGGUCCAGAGCUUGAUUCACUCAUCGAUUUGCUCCAAGGCGCCGAGCUUGCAGCCGAGAAUCAAGGCGUAGUCAAUGAGGAGGACGCAGAACUGAUAGACGAUGGGCCUGAAGAUUAG